GUGACCAGGUCAAGCACGACAACAUCAUCUCAAACUCGUUCUCUGACAAUGACUGGGACAACUCUCUCUACAACCCAGACCGUCCUCCGCCCGGUAGCGAAUGCGAGCAUAGUGUCCCUGACACUGCCGAUUUGCGACCCUGCCAUCCUCCGGGCUGUGAAGACUGAUUUGUUUGCAGAGAUGAAUCGCUUUGCAUCCAUCGGCGAAAACUUGGACUGCAAGGACGUCUCAGGCGAGCUGCUGGUUUUCAUGGCUCUGAAACGGUGCCCCGAGGAGACGUUGCAAGCGUUG
Symbiodinium sp. CCMP2456 is the source of this 291-nucleotide messenger RNA. The record is from the annotation of a GenBank genome assembly. Lineage: Eukaryota; Dinophyceae; Suessiales; Symbiodiniaceae.